AUGCUAAUAUACAAACUACUAUUCGUAUCAAUAUUAACAAUAUCUCAAAUCAAUUGUGUUCAAUACGAAAUUUAUGACGAGUAUGCCAUAUUUACUGUGAAGAAUAAUCAAACUUCCAUAAAUGGAAUGACUCGGGAUAGCGAAGGGCAGCUGAAGGUGAAAUUGAAAUGUGGAAUGAAUAAGAUUCGAAUCGAGCAUUUCGAUCAUGGAAGAAGCUCAUUGCAAAGGAUUCUUCAUUGCAAAAUCGCGAGUGCUUCUCUGGUUUAUCUGCACGAUGGUCGAAGAGUGACGAAUCUCGAUGAUGUUGACACGGUCACCUUGGCAGCCGGAAUUCGAUACGAGGAUUGCGGCAAUGAUGAAUGCCAAUCUGAACUGGAGUGGAUACAACUCGACGAGGAUGAGAUGGCGGUGGUCGAAGGCGAUCAGAAGUGCCGGCGACCAUCAUUGUUGUUUCUGGAGAACGGUGUGAAGAUUUGCAGAAGGAAAAAGCCCACGACGACUACUCUGGAACCGACAACGACUACUCUGAAGCCUGCGGUUCUAACCACGACGAUAAUUGAAGAGACAAGUUCCAAAAAGGCUACUACUCAAAAACCCGAUGCGGAAACUACGAAACAAUCAACUUCCGAGGGUUCGUAUUUGAUCUACGAUUAUUUGAGCAUUACAUCAACUACUUCCUUCUUCUCAACUACCAAAGGCUAUAAUGCUUGUUUUGAUGGCUCCGACACCGGCGAAAUCGUGCUUGAUUGGUACGACACUUUCAAUAUCACCAUCGAGACAUCGACAGCAAAUCCGUACAUUGCUUCCUAUAAAUGUAGGCCAGAGUCUGAAACUGAACUCAAACCAGCAACUGAGGCCAUAGGCUAUUGUUUCCAAAGCUCUGGCACGACUCAGAGUUUAACUUGGCGAUCGUCAGUAACGGCUCCCGUAAAAGAUAUAUUCAAAGAGCCUGGCGUGUAUUAUAUGGAGAUAACGGUCACCGACGCGAUUACCGAUGAAGUGAUAACGAAGCAAUUGAAAGUGACCAUCACUAUCAGCGAGACUACAACGACGACAAUGGAGACAACAACGGAUUCAGAGACUUCCAGCACAACGCAUGCUAUAAGCUCAACGAGUAGUUCGAGCUCGUUCGAUUUUAAACUCAAUGAUUUGACAUGGAUUGAGACGAAGUAUUAUACGAAUGAAUCGUUUGUAAUGGAAAUUGUGCCAAUGCCGGAUCCCGAAGUAUUUUUGAUUGACGUCAAAUAUGAAUGUCGAAUUCUUCCGACGGGCACUUUUGUCGAGGCGAAAUCAUCGGAUUGCAUUCAGGAAACAUCAUUAGCGCGUCAAAUGUCUUGGGCGAAGACGGUGACAUUUCCGUUGAACAGCGCGUUCGUUGGUCCCGGCGAAUACGAAAUUCGAAUCACCGCGGCCAACGCCGACACCAUGGAGACUGCAACGCACACUUUAUUGCUUACCAUUUUGCCUAUUGAUCAAAGCACAACAACAAUUAGCACGCCUGCUUCCACUAGCGAUGAUGAUGCUUCAACCACCAUCACUACAACGGGCAUUGACACCACUUCCGAUGCAUCGACUAGUGCUGACGCAUCAACCGCUUCUGAAACCACUAGCACGUCUUCUGAUGACGACGUUACCACUCGCACAACUGUCCUCACAGAAACCACAACUUCUCCCAGUGAAACUACAGAUUCUAGCGAGACCACCACCAAUGAUGGCACGACUGCCGAGACUAGUAUAGACGGCAGCUCGACGACAAUGAAUGCUUCUGUUUCUACUACUAGUGGCGAUUCUUCGGGAUUGACGUCAACUGAAACGAUGGAAUCCACUACCAAUGUAAUCACUACGGAAUUCACUGGAGAAACAACGGACGGCACGACGUCGUCUGCUGAUUCAGCGACGACUGAUGAAGCAAAUUCUACUACAACAUCACCGACGACUAGUUCAAGUUAUGAUUUCACGCUGAAGAACAUUCCAGGGUUUGAAGUCACUAUCUACUACACUGAUUCUUCGUUUGUGAUGGAUCCGAUUCCAAAUAAAGAUGCGGAUGUGAAAACCAUUUCUUAUCAAUGUCGCAAUGAUCCAUCGAAACCAUUCAUUUCGGCAAAAUCUUCGGAAUGCUUUAAGAACGACGAUCCUACUGUCAGAAUGCUCACGUUCACCUCAUCGGUUCAACUGAGUCCCGUGUCGGCGGGUUUCAAAGCACCCGGCGACUACGAGAUUCUGAUAAAUGUGACGAAUCCGAUUACAAGCGAAAGCGCUUCACACAUUCUCAUUGUGCAUAUUCUUAUGGGAUCCAGCAUGACGUCGACCGAAUCUACAACGACGAUGUCGGAAACAGAAGACAAUACUAGAAGCACGACGACGACUACAACGAUUGCUACAGCGGAGGAUGGGAAGAAUGGUAGUACGACGGAUUCUUCUGAAGAUGGUAGUACAACGGAUGGCAAAACAAUGAAAAUAAGUACAGAAGAACCAUUAACGAUUUCCGAAACGACUGGUGGAGAAACUACAUCUGAGAAGACGGAUACGACGGGGACAACGACGGCAUUGAGUACAGAAGAAGGAACUGAUCAGACGACAGAUUUACCGACAAAGGAAUCUUCUUCUUCUACUACUACUACCAGUCCAGUUUCUACUGAGGAACCGACAUCAGCAGCGGAAGGCACUUCAGAAUCCGUUACUCCGACAACUAGAGAUGUCACUUCUACAGAACCUAAGGAAACAACGACGAAAAAGGAUGAGAAGACGUCGCCGUCGACAACGACAACUUCUUCGGAUCUCGCCACAACUACGACUUCACAUUACGACUUCACAUUGAAGGAUUUGAGUUGGGAGGAAACGAUUUAUUAUUCGGAUUCGUCGUUUACAAUUGAGCCAAUUCCGAAUAAAGAUCCGAUAAUGAAAUCUCUGUCGUACGAAUGUCGUAAGCCAGGCGAAGAAUUUCUUGAGGCGAGACGUUCAACGUGCUUCAAAUUUGGUUUGUUUCAAAAUUGGAAGCAUUGUCAAAAGAAAAAGAACGGGGUUCCUGAGCCUCAUUUUGACAACGCUAACGAGAUGAUCAGAUCAGAUCUGAAUGAAUACCCAUUGCUCUUUUCAGAAACCAGUGCCAUGAAAUCAAUGACAUUCCAAAGUGUGGUAACGAUGAGCCCUGUGUCUUCUGGAUUCUAUGGACUCGGCACAUACGAAAUUCGAAUAAAUAUGACGAACUUGGAAACGAAAGAGAAAGCUUCUCAUAUUCUUAUCGUUCAUGUAAUUGAGAGGACGAGCACAACGACUUCUGAAGAUGACGACAUUUCGAUGACAACACCAUCUGGAGAUGAAAUGACGACGACGACGUCCAAUUAUGAUUUCACGCUUGACGGAAUUGGAUGGGAGGAGACGAUCUCUUAUUCGUCAUCGACGUUCGUUAUUAAUCCGAUACCUAAUAAGGAUCCUCUGCUGAAAUCGAUAUCGUAUGAAUGUCGGCAGACUGGAGAAGAAUUUGUGGAAGCGAAACAAUCAAGCUGCUUCAAAUUUGAGACCAGCGCUAUGAGAUCGUUGACAUUCCAAAGCACAAUUACGCUGAGUCCAGUUUCAUCGGGAUUCAGCGGUCUCGGCACAUUUGAGAUUCGAAUCAAUCUGACGAAUUUGGAAACCAAUGAGAAAGCUUCACAUAUUCUGACGGUUCAUGUCGUUGAUACGACGACGAGCGUCACCACGAAAGUGACAGAAUCUGGUGGAAGUGACGACGAUGAUUCGGGAGUGUCGACGAAGACAUCGGAAGGUGGCGGCGAUGAUUCUGGGGAUAGCGAUUCGGGAGGUGCGACAACUCGACCUGAGGACGGUAAUGAUAGUGGAGAUGGAUCAUCCGGAAGCGGCAGUGGUGAUGGAUCGGGAGGCUCAGAUGGCUCUGGUGGAGGAUCAGAUGGAUCCGGAAAUUCAGACGGUUCUGGAGGAUCGGGUGAUUCUGAUGGAACUAGUGGAACCGAUGGAUCUGGCGGCUCUGGGGGAUCAGAUGGCUCUGGAGGAACUGGCGGAUCCGGAUCUGAUGGUUCUGGAGGAUCAGAUGGCUCCGGAUCUGACGGUUCUGGAGGAUCAGAUGGUUCUGGAGGAUCAGAUGGAUCUGGAUCUGAUGGUUCUGGAAGAUCAGAUGGAUCUGGAUCUGACGGUUCUGGAGGAUCAGAUGGCUCCGGAUCUGACGGUUCUGGAGGAUCAGAUGGUUCUGGAGGAUCAGAUGGAUCUGGAUCUGAUGGUUCUGGAAGAUCAGAUGGAUCUGGAUCUGAUGGUUCUGGAGGAUCAGAUGGAUCCGGAUCUGAUGGUAGCGGAGAUUCUGGAAGUGCAACUACUAAGAAAAAAGAAUUGAUUGCAUUGCCAACUGCACCUCCGUUAUCACCAGAAGAAGAAGCAGCACUCGAAGAGUUCAAAAAGAAUAUCUCGGAUCGCGUGUCGAACAUUUUCAGCAGAACCGGCGAUCAUCAAUUGAACACAACCGACGAGUUCUUGAAGGCGGUCUCGCAAAUGAAUCCCGCCGAGCUCGCCGAAGUUGCCGAAAGCAUUCUAUCGAAUCAAUUGCUGAUUCCGAAUGUUGAUGGGCUGUCGCCGUCGGAAGUGCUGACAGCGUUGCGCGACAAUAUCGCCGACACGAACUCGAAGCUCGCUGAGGAGAUGACGAAGGUGAUCAAGGAACUCGCCGCUGUCGACAUGACGUCAUCGGAGACAAUGAAUACAGUCCUGUCCGGAUUGGAUAUGGCGCUGAAGGGAAGUACGGUGUUCACGUUGGGAGUCUCAGAAACGGGAUCGAUCGAAGGCACCCAUUCCGUGAUUUAUGGCUACAUCAAAGCCACAACAUAUGGCAUUAUUGCUCCGAGAUCUACAAUGAGCGUCUAUGGCAGUACGAUUUAUGUGACAGGAGACACCCGAGCAGCAUACCUUCAAGAAGAAAAGGAUACCGUUUCAGUCGAAACCGUGUCGAACUUUGUCGGAUUCACGUCGAGCUUCUUCAAAAAUUCGAGAUCAGUUUCAGUUGAUCCGCUCAAGAAGCCCGACACAAUUGAAUUGGUCUCAACGCGCGUUUUGGCCAAUCUGCCGAAUAGUGCUACGAUAUUCACUUCCGACGAUUCGUUCACUGACAUUCGAGCGAGUUUGUGGAACGUGACGUUUGAUCACACUUCUGUGGCCACCGUCGAACAGUCAAACACAUCGGUGUCAUUCUAUCUGCUAGUAACUAAUGUCGAAUACACAUUGCCGAUCGAGCCGGGAACUAUUCAAAAGAUGAGUGCUUCCAAACGAUUCCCAUCGACUAAAUUGGAAUUUCAAACCACCUAUAAUGGAAUCCGAUAUUCUGUUUCGAUGGGAAAUGGAACUGGGAGAUUCAUUGAAGUCAAAUUUGACACCACGAUUUUCUCGUAUACAUCCAAUGACGUCACUGUGACGUCAUCUGACGGCUCCGAUGUUUCCAAGUUCGCCGCGUUUUUGGAAAUGCCAAUUAUAAUUGAAAAUAUUGAUCGAAAAGUGUUUGAUGAGACAUUGCCAACACUUCCGAUCAAAUUCAAUUCUUUCGGCGAUUCCGGAUUGAGAUUGGUUAUUCGGAUUUCGGACGUUGUGCUUCCCGAGGUUUCCGUUAUAGCCAGAGACAUUCAAAUCUCCACAUUCCAACCAUCGCGAACAUAUUCGGAGUCGGAGAUCAAGGAAGCGAUCAAAGAGAACAAUGGAAUCGUCAUGUCGGGAAAGAUAUUGUUUGCUGAUCGCGAUGGGAUUGAGGUUGUUGGAUACACGAUGACCAUGGACAAAAACGCGGUGUAUUUUAACAAGCCCGAUGCCGAUACGAUUGUUGUCGGAUCGCCAAAGUACAAGGUGGUUAGUCUAUCUCUUGGAGGAUACGGAAUUCAAUUGACUGCUGGAACUUAUACAUCUGGAGCUGAAGUCCACCAAACCACUUUUAUUGAAUUUUCGGAAAGCCAAAAAAUGCGAAUCGACGGCGGUGUGAUUGUGAGAAACGCGACGAAUGGCUAUGUGAUUCAAAAUGGAAAAGUGACGACUGAAGGCGAAGUAUCGGGCAACAAAAUCGAAAUCGUUCCGCAGAGUCUGAUGAAUCAGGAAGCCCAAAACAACAUUGCCGAUAUUCUGAAAAACGCUCAACAAUUUCUCGACGCAAAAGGGAUGACGAUGACCGACAAACAGAUCAACGAGACCGCCGAAAAUCUGCUAUCGAUUGCCGGCUCUCUAACGACGGCAAUCAACACGGCGCUGAAGAAUCCGCUGUCAAGCGAUCUCGCGAAAAGCCUCGAGUAUGCAAAGAAUAACUACAAUGAUCUGUACAAUGUGCUGCCGAGUAAUCCCGAUGAGAUCGUGUAUGUCGAGGAGAUGACGCAGGAUGAAUGGGCCAACUAUGUUACGAAGAUGUUGCAGAAGAAUAUCGCAAAAAAUCUUGCGAAUCAGAUGGCUUCCACUCUCGGUAGUCUCGAGAAUGCUAUUGCUGCGAGGGCGAUCGCCUCAGGCGACGUGCCGUUCAGUUUUGCGAAAAACGUCGAUGGCACCGGCCUUGUCGUCGAUAUUGGAAAAGCCGCCUCGCUGGCCGGAAAAACUCAAACGUGCGAUAAAUGGCUGUUCAUUCCACCGACACCGGUGUCGUCAUGGAAUCAUGAGAAAAUCACUGACGACGUGAUUGUGCAAAUCGGAUUGAUUUGCUAUGAAUUGAAUCCGCGGACGUAUGUUGAUAAUUUUGAUCUACUCAUCACUUCUGGUGGUCUCGAAGCGCAUAUCAAGGAUGUUUAUCAGAAGGAAUACACGAUUGCCGACACUACGGAACCAUUUAUUAUUGAGGGUGAUGGAACGAAAAACACGUUUGGAAUGUCAUACAUGCUACCGGAAUCAUACGAACCCUAUGAGAUUCUCGACAUGCACACAUUCCGAACGAGAUCUUGGAAUAAUUCGAUUCAGAUUGAAGCGACAGCAUCGGAAGAUUAUACGAUCCCUCCGAAUGAUGAUACAUACAUGUUCGCGUCGUAUCAGCGACUCCAAGGACCACGCGAUCCCGAUCACGAUUGGAGAUUUAACCUGAACAAUCUUUCAGUGAUAACAACACAUUUUGUGAAUUCUGGAAAUCUUAUGAACAACACUGGAUUGUUCUAUUUGGGAGUUGGGAAACGAGUAGACCCUUCAACGAAUGCUUCAGAAGUUGUCGACUAUGGAAUGCUUGAUGGGAAACGAUGGACGUUCCAGAAGAACAUGCUAAUGGAUUAUGGUGUCAAGGUGAUCACCAAAGGCUGCUAUGCCUACACCGACGAGCAGGAUCGAUUCAAUUCGAUGGGAAUGGCGCCUCUACCGAAGGAGGGCGCUGAGCGGGUCCGAUGCAUGACGAACCAUCUGACAAUGUUCUCAGUCGGCGCGUUUGUGCCAGAAGUUUCGACAGACUUCGAGUAUAAUUAUAAUGUCGAAAUCAUUCCGAAAAACAUUCGUCCGUCUCUUGCCACAUUAUUCACUAUAAUUCUACUCGCCGGCCUAAUGCUCUUCAAUUUGAUAUCGGAGAAAGAGGAUCGAUCGAAGGGGCAAAUUCGAUUCCUAUCCGAUAAUGAGCCCGCUGACGGCUACAUGUACCUGAUUGUGGUUGAGACUGGAUAUCGAAUGUUCGCCACCACUGACAGCGCGAUUUGCUUCAAUUUGACGGGAACCGAUGGCGAUCAGAUUUUCCGAUCGUUCAAGACAACCUCCGAUGAUCUGUUCGAGUAUCCAUUCAUUUGGGGAACAUCAUCGCGAUUCCUCAUGACCACUGCCUUCCCGCUCGGCGAUCUGGAAUACAUGAGAAUUUGGAUCGAAGAGGCUGGAUUGGAGCACAGAGAAUCUUGGUAUUGCAAUCGGAUCAUUGUCAAAGACCUUCAGACCCAACAAAUCUAUACGUUCUCGUUUCUCAAUUGGCUCGGCACCAAAAAUGGCGAUGGUGAAACGGAGCGAUUGGCGAGAGUCGACACGAAACGGAAUAUGCUGAACGAAUCGAUGAGCAUGCACAUGCUCGGACAGACGAUGUCAUGGUUCGCCGCGUUCACCGCCGGAGGGAAUCGGGUUCGCGCACGGGUCGUUCGAUAUGAGUACAGUAUCAGCAUUGCGACAGCGAUGACCCUAUUGAAUGUGAUCAACACAAUCGUCUGCCAGCAUGAAAGCUUCACCAACCUGAUUGGAGAUUCAAAGAAGUUCGGAUUCUUCACGUUCAGCACAAAAGAUAUCCCAAUUGGAUUCGCCUACGGCAUCCUUCUGACAAUUCUCGCCGCAAUUCACAUCAUCAUCGCUUACAAUUGUCGAUCGGGCCAUGAGGAAUGGUUUUAUCGAAAGGCGAAGAAGGCCGACAAGGCGUUCAAAGAUCCUGGAAAAUCGAAACCUUGGAUAGUGACGCUGAUUUCGCGAUCUGUCUGCCUCUGCAUUAUCAUCUUUGGGACCAUUUAUAAUAUCACUGCUGGAAUGGAUCUCUCAAAUGAUGCCGGCAAUGCGUUCUUCAUUCGAUUCUUAAUAAUGUUCGUCAGUUGGGUUGUGAUAUUCGAGCCGAUCAAGGGAAUCAUCAUGGCUUAUAUUUUGCUUCGGAAUCCGAGUCAUAAAGUGUCGACAAAACUCGAAGAGCAUUUCCUUCCAAUCAAACCGGUCGAAGUGUUCCCAAGAAACCCAUAUGGUCGUGUCGAACAGGAACUGGGAACUCAGAUCGCCGACGUGACGAAGCUUCGAGACACCGAAGAUCGAAAAAUGAGGGAUGAGCAGCUGUUCAUCACAAUCCGCGAUAUGAUAUGCUUCUUCUUAUCGCUUUAUAUCAUGGUCAUGCUCACUUACUAUUGUCGCGAUCAUCAUGGAUUCUACUAUCAGCAGCAGAUGAGUCUAACGCUGAACAUCAAUCAGAACUAUUAUGGCGACGGCUCGUUUUUGUCGAUCACCACAGAUCAAGAUUUUUGGACGUGGGCCGAAAACUCGCUGGCGACAGGCCUUCGCGUUUCCUGGUACGACGAUGAGCCGGCGUACGGUAUGCGGGCAUUCCUCAACGACAAGGUCUCGAGGAGUAUGGGAAUCGGAACAAUUCGACAAGUGCGAACGCGCAAAUCGACAAAAUGCGAAAUUCAAAAGGCGUUUCAACCAUUCAUUGAUAGUUGUGAAACGGAAAUCAAUGAUGAAAAUGAGGAACGAACCACCUAUAUGCAGGCGGGAUGGGAGCAGUUCACCGGAGAGAACACCACCGACGCCCAAGAGGAAUACACCUAUAAGACAGAGGAGGAGCUAAUGACUGGAACAGUUGCGGGAACACUGGGAAAGUAUCGCGGCGGUGGAUACACGAUCAACUUGUCGGGGACCACGAAAGAUAUGCAGACCCUAUUCCGGAAGCUGCGAAAUGAGUCCUGGAUUGAUUCGCACACCAGAGCCAUUAUCAUUGAGUUCUCACAAUACAACGCCCAAAUCAAUUAUUUUUCGGUGGUCCGUCUUCUAGUUGAGAUUCCAAAGUCUGGAAUCUACCUGCCCAACUCAUGGAUCGAAUCGGUUCGACUUAUCAAAUCAGGCGAUGGUGGCUCCGACGUGGUGUCCUAUUAUGAAACGAUUUAUAUCGUGUUUUCCGUUGUGAUAUUCAUCAAGGAAAUUGUUUGCUAUGUCUACGGACGCUACAAAAUGCUGAAGCGAAUGCCGGAAACGCGGAAUCCAUUCCGAGUUCUGUUCAAUUUCCUGUUCCGCGAAUUCAGCCCGUGGCAAUUGAUGGAUAUGAUUGUCGGCGUGUUGGCCAUCGCUUCGGUGAUCGCCUACAUUCUUCGAGAGAAGUACACGAAUCAGGCGAUGGACGAGUUCACCGAGUUCAAUGGAAACUCCUACAUCAAUUUGUCGAUGCAACGAGACACCGAGCUCGCUUUCACCUAUUGUCUCGCCGGCGCUGUCUUCUUCACGUCUUGCAAGAUGAUCAGAAUCCUCAAAUUCAAUCGUAGGAUCGGUGUGCUGGCCGCCACUUUGGACAGUGCUCUCUGGGACAUUGUCAUCUUCUGUGUGGUGUUCAUCGUCUUCUGCGCUUCCUUCAACUCCUACUUGUACAUUCUUCUUGGAAACAAGCUCAAUGGCUAUCGCAGUUUCAUUGCUUCGUUUCAAACCGCGUUGGCGGGAAUGCUGGGCAAAUUCGACAUUCAAUCGAUUAUUCCGCUUUCUCAGAUUGGAUCCAUCGUCGCCAUCAUCUACAUGCUGCUUGGAUCCAAGAUGAUCCUUCAGCUCUACGUCACAAUCAUUAUGUACGAAUUCGAGAAGGUGCGCAACGACAGCGAACGUCAGACGAACGAUUACGAGAUUCUUGACCAUAUUCGGUAUAAGGCGAAACGCCGAUUGGGAUUGCUUCAACCGAAAGACGCGCAUCCCGUCUCGAUUCCGGACACUCAGAAAGAUUACCGAGUGUUCCAUCACGCAAUGGCGAAGGUUAAUCUUCUCGAUCAUCGAGUCAAACGAAUUCUUCAUGAGCAAUCGCAAUUCGAGAACACCGAUCGAAUCAUCUACAGUGUCGAUUUCGACGCAACCGAUGCAAUCGAGAAGAAGAAGAUCAAAGAGAGCGAUCGCAAAAUGAGAAUCAAAAAUGUGAAAAUGCAAUAA
Molecule: messenger RNA, 10566 nt
Organism: Caenorhabditis bovis
Lineage: Eukaryota; Metazoa; Nematoda; Chromadorea; Rhabditida; Rhabditidae
Source: the annotation of a GenBank genome assembly